GCAGGAAGUCAAGGAGAAGCUUCUCUCUUCGCUGCGACGCUCUCACGUCAUUUUCGGCGCCGCAAUUGGCCUCAUCGUGAGCAGGAAUUGUUUAGAAUCGUCGGUGUCUCGUUGCUGGAGCGACUGGAGGAAUCCAGUUGUUGUAUGGGAUGUGAAUGACUUGAGACAUUGAAGAGAAUAUUUCAUCGGGAGUUCUCUGCAUUAAACACAUCUGUAGAGUGGACUCACCAUGGUGUUCUACUUCACAAGCAGCGUUACCUCCCCGGGCUACACUAUAUACAUGGGCAAGGACAAGUAUGAAAAUGAAGACUUGAUCAAAUAUGGCUGGCCAGAAGAUAUCUGGUUCCACGUGGAUAAACUGUCAUCUGCCCACGUUUAUCUCCGGCUACAGAAGGGUCAGACAAUAGACGACAUACCUAAGGAUGUACUGAUGGACUGCGCACAACUAGUAAAGGCCAACAGCAUUCAAGGGAGCAAGAUGAGUAACAUUAAUGUCGUUUACACGUCGUGGGCCAACCUGAAGAAAACCGCAGACAUGGACAUUGGCCAGAUAGGAUUCCACCGGCAGAAAGACGUGAAAACGAUGAGCGUGGAGAAGGUGAACAAGAUUGUGAAUCGCCUGGAGAAGACAAAAGACGAGCGAUUCCCAGACCUGGCGGCAGAGAAGGAGGCGCGAGACCGGGAGGAGCGGAACGAGAAGAAAGUGGAGAUCCAGGAAAUGAAGAGGAAAGAGAAGGAGGAAAUGAAAAUGAAAAAGGAAAUGGAAGAACUCAGGAGUUACUCCUCCCUCAUGAAAUCAGAGAACAUGUCGUCCAAUCAGGACGGCAACGAUUCCGAUGAUUUCAUGUAACUGCUGCUGCCGCACCGGAACGGAACCGGUGUCCUGGGAUCUCUUCCUGCACCAACAGAAGAAUCAGCAAACAUGGAGUUAACUGGACAUGCAGCUCCUCAUUCAUUGGUUCAACAGGGAAGCGGCGUGGGAAAGGGGGCGAGAAGUGAACCCCGUUUACCCAUCAGCCAAUUUUUUGUUUAGGCAUCUGAGCUGAGGAAUGGGGUGCAGGGAGUUGUGGAUUUUCACAUCACUUAGGGAUCACCUGUGAGUGUGGCCUUGCGCCUGCCCAGAUGCAUUAUGGAUCAUUACAGUCGCGCUUUCCAGGACGGGACGUUUUGAUUGGAUAAAUGAUCCCCGUGUACAAGAGCAGCGUUUCUCCCGAAGAUCCUGCAGUGAGAGUUUUUAAAGGAUUUUUUUUUUGUUAUUUUUCAAGAACUUAGAGAAAAUAUAUUUCCAAUGUUCACAAUGUCUUGAUGGACCCCAAAUCCGGCUCGAAACUGCCCAUCCCUUCCAUAUCCCUUCCAUAUUCCUUCCAUAUUCCUGCUGAAGCCUCACUGGGAAAUAAAUCACUUGCCCAUUCA
This is a messenger RNA of Xenopus laevis (African clawed frog), 1413 nucleotides long. RefSeq names its product coiled-coil domain containing 25 S homeolog (gene ccdc25.S). Lineage: Eukaryota; Metazoa; Chordata; Amphibia; Anura; Pipidae. The record is from RefSeq and is marked provisional.